Messenger RNA from Polypterus senegalus (gray bichir), 3245 nucleotides. RefSeq names its product serine protease 35 (gene prss35). Gene Ontology annotation, molecular function: serine-type endopeptidase activity. The record is from RefSeq and is a predicted model, not a curated record. Lineage: Eukaryota; Metazoa; Chordata; Cladistia; Polypteriformes; Polypteridae. The transcript has 2 exons. The coding region runs from base 375 to 1523 and encodes 382 amino acids. Gene Ontology annotation, biological process: proteolysis.
GCACGCUGGCCAGCCUGUGAUUCUGUUUACAAACUUUGCUAAAGCCCAUCUGCUCUGUUCGGCCCCUCCCAGCGGCAAACCCCCGAAUUCUCUCUACAAGGAAACUUGAGGCUUUUUUUUCCUCCUCCCGACCUUUUCAGAAGCAUCAAGUGCAGUCCUCUCAGAGGCAAGCGCGCUCAUUGCUGCUGCUUCCUUCUCAUUCUGUCCCUGUUCGGGUAAAAAAUUGAAGGCUGGCUGCUCAUUUGCUUACUUCUUCAAGAAAAGUAAAACUGUGACUGAAGAACAAAAAUUAAUAAAAACCAAUUCAAACAGCUUUUAAAGGAUUCUAUAGUGUCAGCCUAUCGAAUGCUAGCAGAGCCAGGAGCAGCUUCACAAUGGGCUCAAUACCACUGUUACUUCUACUUUUCCUUACUGUUCUUAGCCCCUUUUCAAGGAUUAAAGCUGAGGAGAAUUUUACCUGGGAAAUAAAGAAAGUACCAUUGGUCAUAAAUAAGAAAACUGUUACCCUAAGCAGCCCAGAUUUCAAAGCUGAAGCCAAGCGUGAGUUAAAUGGGACCUGUGGGAUUGAGUGCCAAAGCAGGCUACCUAUGCCAAGUGUCAAUGACCUUCAGGAUUUCCUUUCCUAUGAAACCGUCUAUGAGAAUGGCACUCGCACCUCUACAGAAGUGUACUUCAGGAACUUUGACGUGCAGGCAGAACACGAAGUCAUCAAGGACACUCACUCACGAAGGAAGCGGCACGUUUAUGGUAUGGAUAGCCGCUUCAGCAUCUCAGACAAGCAGUUUGUGACUAACUAUCCUUUUUCCACUUCUGUCAAAGUUUCUACUGGUUGUACAGGGAUCCUGGUAUCGCCAAAACAUGUUCUAACAGCAGCGCAUUGUAUCCAUGAUGGAAAGGAUUAUGUCAAAGGAGCCAAGAAGCUGAGAGUAGGGAUUCUGAAACUGCGUUCCAAAGGUGGUGGCAAGAAGCGCAAAGGCUCAAAACGGGGCAAGAGGGAAGCAAAGCCUGCCGAAAUCAAGCCUUCUUUCCAGUGGACAAGAGUAAAACGCACCCAGGUACCAAAGGGAUGGUUUAAAGGAGUGACAGAUGAUGUUGCGGUGGAUUAUGACUACGCAAUUUUGGAACUUAAGCGGCCGCAAAAGAAGAAGUUCAUGGAGCUUGGCAUUAGCCCUACGGUGAAGAAGAUGCCUGGAAGCCGGAUUCACUUUUCUGGAUUUGACGACGACAGGCCAGGACAAUUGGUAUAUAGAUUCUGCUCUGUCUCUGAUGAGUCCAAUGAUUUGUUGUACCAGUACUGUGAUGCCCAGCCUGGAUCCAGUGGCUCCGGCGUCUAUAUACGCCUAAAGGACCCUGAAAGCAAGAAAUGGAGGCGAAAGAUUAUUGGGAUUUUCUCUGGUCACCAAUGGGUAGAUGUCAAUGGCCAGCAGCAGGAUUAUAAUGUCGCUGUCAGAAUAACCCCUCUAAAAUAUGCACAGAUCUGCUUCUGGAUACAUGGGAACUAUGCAGACUGUCGUGAUGGUUGAUUACGUAAUGGGACGAGCACCUAUGUUACAUUCAGACUUUUCAUUACUGUAUUUUUUAGUGAGAUGAUUGGGUUCUUCUACACCAAAACACUCUAUGCACAUAUAAUGGUAGUAAAAGGGAAUUAUACUGUAGAGAAAACAGGGUCGCUUAGUAUUAACUUCCGAGGUGUUCAACUCUUGUGAACAGAACUGUCCCUUUAUCUGAGAAAAUUUUGGCAGGCGCUAAUGGAGUAAAAUUUUUAUUGUUUGCUUUAUUUAAUAAAUUAUAACAGCACAGAUACUUUUUAAGAAUUGAAAUGUGCUACAACUCUUUAACAUAUCAUUGACUGCUGGGUGCUUUCAUGUACACCGUAGUUGUUUUCCAAAGCUCCGACACCAAAAAACUGGUCUUUUUGUAUAGUUGUGAAUUGAUUUUCAGAAAAGAUCGAUGUCCCUUUCACACAAGCUUAGGAACAUGUGGAUUGAGCCUUCACCCGUGACUCACUUUUGCUUUGGCGUAGUGCUUUCUUUUAAAUAUAUGGCCAUUCUCCUCUUGGAGGACCAAGUAAAUAAAAAAAUACACUAACUGAAAGAGCAGGGUUUCAACAAACGGUAGGAGCUGAAUGUGUUUCUUGAGUCUUUUAAAUAUUGGACUUUGUAGAAAUGCUGGAACAGUAGGCAAAACAAUUCAAAUUAUCCUCUCUGGUAAAAGUUUUUUUUAAUCCUGCAUUGUUAAAUUGGUUGGCAAAACAAAAACUCAAACACUCACUAUAUCCAAAACCCAUAAUAAACAAUCUUUCAGCAAACAAAAUUGUAUUUUGCAUGUACUACAUGUACUUUUUUCGUUUGUGACUAAGGAUGAUGCAUCAAUACCUUGAAUUCAACAAUUUAAUGUUCGAUUUUGAUACCUCCCUUGAAUCAACAAAUCAUCAGGGCUGGGCCUUGGCAACCAGAAAUGCUGUAUCAAGGGGGUGCGACUGUUCACUAUUUCAAUAUUUUAUUUGUGCAUUUCUACAGCUUGCCAAAACUUUGAGAAUAUCAAAUGUAUAGCCUCUUCCUCACCACCACACCGUUUCAAUAACGACAAUUUGUAAUAUACCCAGAACGCGGCUGCUAGAGUUCUCACGCUCAUCAGCCGAACUGAACACAUCUCUCCAGCUCUUUGGCUUCUUGUAUCAAAUCUAAACUAACACUCAUUAGCUAUGACAUUUUACAUGGUCUAUUUCCUUCAUGUCUUGUAUCGGUGUAAUCCUCCACGUGAACUUAAUGGACUGCUUAUGGUCCCACACACCAAGCAUUCUUCCAGGGGUAAAAGAUCAUUCCGUGUCACGGCCCCCUGCUUCUGGAGCUCUUUAACUCAACAUUUGUGUCUUCACUUUCUUCUUUUAGGACUAAUUUGAACACUUUUCUGUUCAACCAAUAUCUUUCUUCAAUCUUAGAUUUUAACAUUUGUACUGGAAGACUAUUGUGUUGUGUUUUCUUAUUGUUUUUUUUUUUUUUGUUUUGUUUCUGGGAAUUGAUAGUUUAAAAUUGUGUAAAGCGUCCUUGAGUUUGAUAAAAGCACUAUAUAAAUAAAAACUAUUAUUUUUAUUUAUCAUUGUUGUCAACUCUCUUGGAUGCUUUAAAUGAGACAUUAAGAAAAUCUCUUUAAGUAAAAAUAAAUGUUAUUCACCUGUAAAACAUAUUGGUAGGCUAACACAAGAAGAUGCUUUCUUCCAGUGGUCACUUAUCAGGACCAAACCU